UGCCGAGAGAAGCAGUAGUCAAUAAAGAGAGUGCCGUAUUUCGCAGGUUGGAGCUGAGCUGUGGCUGCCAGAGGAUAGCGAACGUGAGGAUUUAUAUUCUAAAAUAAUCAUCUUCUUUUGCAGGACUCUGCCAUCGUCCUCAAAGAGUAAAAAAUCCAGUUACGGAAGGGAACUAACACGUGCUGGAUAUGGUGUGCAGAGUGCGUUAGCAAACUUAAGAGAAAACAAAUGAUAGGACACAGGGUGGUGGAAGAUCUCAAAGAGUAAGAUGCCAUUUAACCUGGGCCUUGAAAAUUUAAUAAGGAAAUUUAGACGAGAAGAUUCAGACAAAGCAGAAGACACAGGCCACUAUGUGUUGAGGGACUUGAAUUGUAAGCAGUGACCAGAACAAUGAUUCUUAACCUGUUGUGGCACACUUCUUUUGAAAACUUAAUUAUAUGGAUUAGCUUCUCAGGAAAACGUGCAUGUACCUAUUAAAACAUUUUGCGAGGCUGGACACGGUGGCUCAUGCCUGUAAGCCCAGCACUUUGAGAGGCCGACGCGGGAGGAUCACUUGAGGUCAGGAGUUCGAGACCAGCCUGGCCAAUAUGGCAAAAUCUCGUCUCUACUAAAAACACAAAAAUUAGCGGGGAGUGGUGGUGCACACCUGUAGUCCCAGCUACUCAAGAGGCUGGGUUGGGAGAAUCGCUUGAACUCGGGAAGCAGAGAUUACAGUGAGCCGGGAUCGCGCCACUGCACUGCAGCCUGGGCCACUGAGAGAGGCUGCGUCUCCAAACAAACAUUUUUCAUAUAAUUUCCUCAGGAGAAAUUACGAAAUACUUUUAAAUAGCAAACAGACAUAAAUGACUGGGUGUCUUGUCUGACUCACUCUUCCAAGUUAUCUAUGUCUUUCGUGGUCUUUGAACUAUUUUUCAACCGUGUAACUCGCUACAGCAUCAUGGAAAUUAGGUUUGUCUAGUAAAGAUGCAAUUAAUUAUUGUCCUGAGCAGUAUUUAUUAAUAUUCAUUUCAACGUUCCCGAGUGCCUGUGUACCUGCUUUUUAAAUUCUCCUUUGAACUGGUUUUUAGCACUUAACUGGUUCCCUUAUUUACAGUCAAGCACCACAUACCGACAGACCGCAUGUAUGACAGUGGUCCCAUAAGAUUAUAGGAAUGGAAACUGAAAGUGGAAAUCAGGAAAAGGUAAUGGAAGAAGAAAGCACUGAAAAGAAAAAAGAAGUUGAAAAAAAGAAACGGUCACGAGUUAAACAGGUGCUUGCAGAUAUUGCUAAGCAAGUGGACUUCUGGUUUGGGGAUGCAAAUCUUCACAAGGAUAGAUUUCUUCGAGAACAGAUAGAAAAAUCUAGAGAUGGAUAUGUUGAUAUAUCACUACUUGUGUCUUUUAACAAAAUGAAAAAAUUGACUACUGAUGGGAAGUUAAUUGCCAGAGCAUUGAGAAGUUCAGCUGUUGUAGAGCUUGAUUUGGAAGGCACCAGAAUCCGGAGGAAAAAACCUCUGGGGGAAAGACCAAAGGAUGAGGAUGAACGCACAGUGUAUGUGGAGUUACUUCCCAAAAAUGUUAAUCACAGCUGGAUUGAAAGAGUAUUUGGGAAAUGUGGCAAUGUUGUUUAUAUAAGUAUACCACAUUAUAAGUCUACUGGAGAUCCAAAGGGAUUUGCGUUUGUGGAAUUUGAAACAAAAGAACAAGCAGCAAAAGCAAUUGAGUUUCUUAACAACCCACCAGAAGAAGCACCAAGAAAACCUGGCAUAUUUCCUAAAACAGUGAAAAAUAAGCCCAUUCCAGCCUUAAGAGUUGUGGAAGAGAAAAAAAAGAAAAAGAAGAAGAAAGGCCGAAUGAAAAAGGAAGACAAUAUCCAAGCCAAAGAAGAAAACAUGGACACAAGCAACACCAGCGUCAGUAAAAUGAAAAGAUCCAGACCCACAUCUGAGGGCUCUGACAUUGAGUCCACUGAACCCCAAAAGCAGUCCUCAAAGAAAAAGAAAAAACGGGACAGAGUUGAAGCAUCUAGCUUACCUGAAGUCAGAACAGGGAAGAGGAAGAGAAGCAGCUCUGAAGAUGCAGAAUCCCUAGCUCCCCGAUCAAAAGUAAAGAAAAUUAUUCAGAAAGACAUCAUUAAGGAAGCGUCAGAAGCUUCCAAGGAAAAUAGAGAUAUAGAAAUCUCUACUGAAGAGGAAAAGGAUACUGGAGAUCUAAAAGAUAGCUCUCUCUUGAAAACAAAAAGGAAACAUAAGAAAAAACAUAAAGAGAGACAUAAAAUGGGAGAAGAAGUUAUACCAUUAAGAGUACUAUCAAAGAGCGAAUGGAUGGAUUUGAAAAAAGAGUAUUUAGCGCUACAAAAAGCUAGCAUGGCUUCUUUAAAAAAAACAAUAUCCCGAAUAAAAUCAGAGUCAGAAAUGGAAACAGACAGUGGAGUACCUCAAAACACUGGAAUGAAAAAUGAAAAAACAGCCAACAGGGAAGAGUGUCGCACCCAGGAGAAAGUUAAUGCAACAGGACCACAGUUCGUGAGUGGAGUGAUUGUGAAGAUCAUUAGCACAGAGCCUCUACCUGGCAGGAAACAAGUCCGGGAUACUUUGGCAGCAAUCUCAGAAGUUCUUUAUGUUGAUUUGCUAGAAGGGGAUACAGAAUGCCAUGCUAGAUUUAAAACUCCUGAGGAUGCUCAAGCAGUAAUAAAUGCCUAUACAGAAAUUAACAAGAAACACUGCUGGAAACUCGAGAUCCUUUCUGGUGAUCACGAACAAAGGUAUUGGCAGAAGAUUUUGGUUGAUAGACAGGCAAAACUUAAUCAGCCUCGGGAAAAGAAAAGAGGCACUGAAAAGUUAAUCACCAAAGCUGAAAAGAUUAGACUGGCAAAGACUCAACAAGCGAGUAAACACAUAAGAUUUUCUGAAUAUGACUGAAAAAAAAAAAAAACAGUUCACCUCUUAAUACUUCACAAGAUACUUGAGCUGUUCUUGGGAGAUUCACUUUUAUUAUGGUAGCACUGCAUAAUUAAUGUGUUUUUAAUUAAAAGAAAUAUCUUUGUUCCUCAACUUGUAAAUAAGACUUUUUUCUAGAGACAAAUACGAUGUAUACCACAAUUUUUCUUAAACAUUUUAUUUGUUGAAAUUAUCUUAGAUGUCAGUGUCAGGUGAUUUAGUAAAUAAAUGUGUUUUGAACAUUA
This is a messenger RNA of Gorilla gorilla gorilla (western lowland gorilla), 3163 nucleotides long. It is a transcript of the gene LARP7, whose product is annotated as La ribonucleoprotein 7, transcriptional regulator. The coding region runs from base 1152 to 2900 and encodes 582 amino acids. The record is from RefSeq and is a predicted model, not a curated record. The transcript has 13 exons. Gene Ontology annotation, biological process: RNA processing. Gene Ontology annotation, cellular component: nucleus; ribonucleoprotein complex. Gene Ontology annotation, molecular function: RNA binding. NCBI's taxonomy places the organism in Eukaryota, Metazoa, Chordata, Mammalia, Primates, Hominidae.